This is a messenger RNA of Sus scrofa (pig), 3084 nucleotides long. RefSeq names its product zinc finger CCHC-type containing 18 (gene ZCCHC18). Gene Ontology annotation, cellular component: nucleus. The record is from RefSeq and is a predicted model, not a curated record. Lineage: Eukaryota; Metazoa; Chordata; Mammalia; Artiodactyla; Suidae.
CAUAUGCUAUGGGUGUGACCCCAAAAAAGAAAAAAAUAAAAUAAAAUAAAAGAUUUUGAGACAGCCAGCCGUGUAUGCCUACUUUAGUUAAAAGCAUGGACUCUGGUGUCAAAGAGACUUGAUCCAAAUCUUGACUUCACCUUGUCAUUUCAGGCAAGUCAUUUCAAUUCUCUGAGCCAUGUCUGCUUUGGGAUCAUAAUCAGUAAAAAUAAUGUUUUACCUAAAAAAAAUUAAAGCAGGCAGCUUGUUGUAGUGUGAAAGAAAAGUGCUUCAAUUUCUUCUUCUGUACAAUGGGUACUAUAAAAUCUCCUACUUCUUCCCUCACCCCUUUCCCUACUGCCUCCCCUAGCUCUCCCUCAGCACUACCUACCAGCACACUAAGACUGCGGUGGAGAUGGUUUAAGACCACCACGUAAAAAAUGCCCUCUAGGCAUCUUACUCGGGCAAAGAGUUGGCAUUUGGAGAAAUAACAGACUUGAGCGUAAAACCGGAUGCUGAUACUUAUUUGCUGUAUGAUGCCAGGCAAGACGCCUGACCUCUCUGUGCUUGUUUCCUCCCCUGUAAAAUGGAGAUAACAGUCCUUGCUCACUAAUUCUAUAUGGUUCGCAGUGCGCCUUCCUAUAUCCACUUUGGCUUUUCUCCACUAACCCACAAUCUGAGGGUAGAGAGGGGUGUUUAUAAGGGGCAGUCUUUGGAAUCAGGCAUGUGGACUUGGGUGUGAGCUCCUAGCUCUCCACUUCCUAACCGGUGUGACUGGGUGCUGAAGUCCCCUCUCUGAUAAAUGGGCAUACUACUACCUCCUUCACAAGGCUGCUGAGACGAAUAAAUGAGAUGUCCAAGCAAGCGCAUCUGUAUGCAGAAAGCGCUCAGUAAUUGCUUUUUCCCCCUUCCCCCCAUACAAAGGUGAGGGAUUCUUAUUGUUCACUUGAUUUCUGUCCCACCUCGUGUUGAAGGCAUCCGGUCUCAAAGCGCGGAGGACAGCAGAGGUGGAAGGGGAGAAGGAGAAAGGAAGCGAGGGAGAAGCAGCAAACUCACGGGGCCACGGAGACCGGAAGGCGGUAUCCGCAGCUCUCCACGCCGGAGCAACCGCUGUCCACCAGCCGAGCGCUGGUAAAGAAAGGGAGCGCGAUCGCCCAGCCAGGAGGAGGAGGAAAAAUCACCACCGGGUCUGAGUGACUCCCCCCUCCCACCCCGAGGAAUCGAGGUCUGCGGGGCUGGGGAAAGAGCACUUCCGCGGCCCUACUGCGCUGAGGCAGGUGGUGGGUUCCGCUGGAUGCUGGCGAAUAGGCCACGAAAAGCUGAAUCCGAACUUGAAUUCUGAUUGCAGAGCUGUCCCUACUGAGAUACAAGGAAGGCAGGCAGAGCCCCUCAACGUCACUUUGGGGAUUUCGUCCGCAGAUUCAGCUUUUCCAAAAAGCCCGAGCCUUGCGUUAUAUUCAGAUAGACGAUCUUCUUGGGCAUGGCUAGCAUAAUUGCACGUGUGGGUAACAGCCGGCAGCAGAGUACACCCUUGCCACCUUGGGCCCAUUCCAUCUUGAGGUCCUUGGGGAGGAGUCUUGGUCCUUUAAGGGUCAAUAUGGUGGAAAGAAACAUGAAGUUGUUCUCGGGAAGGGCGGUGCCAGCCCAAGGGGAAGAAACCUUUGAAAACUGGCUGAUCCAAGUCAAUGGGAUCCUGCCAGAUUGGAAUAUGUCUGAGGAGGAAAAGCUCAAGCGCUUGAUGAAAACCCUGAGGGGCCCCGCGAGGGAGGUCAUGCGUUUGCUGCAGGCGGCCAACCCUAACCUAAGUGUGGCAGAUUUCUUGCGUGCCAUGAAAUUGGUGUUUGGGGAUUCUGAAUGCAGUAUCACUGCCCAUGGUAAAUUCUUUAACACUUUGCAGGCACAAGGGGAGAAAGCCUCCCUUUAUGUGAUCCGUUUAGAAGUGCAGCUCCAGAAUGCUAUUCAGGCAGGGAUCAUAGCUGAGAAACACACAAACCAGACUCGCCUGCACCAGUUCCUUUUAGGGGCUGAACUGCAUGGGGACCUGCACUUCAGGCUGAAGCUUCUUCUCAGGAUGUAUGCACAUGAUCCGGAGCGUCUUCCCAACUUCCUGGAGUUAGUCAAGAUGAUAAGGGAGACAGAGGACUGGGAUGACACGUUUAUGAAACAGAAGCGUUUCAAAAGAUCUGAGCUAAUCAUGGAGAUGGCAGCGAGCCCCGUGGCAUUUCAGGGCCCCCAGCUAACAGCCAUCAGCAGUGCUGAUUGCAGUGUGAUAGAGAUAGAUGAUACUCGGGAUGACUUGGAUGAGGAUGUGAUCCUGGUGGAGCCUCAGAACCCUCCACUUACAUACACAGGUGCUCCUCCCCACAGAAUGAGGGCCAGACUGCAGGACCAAAUACUGGUCAUUGAGUCCCCAAACAGUUCCCAGGCUCAGUGGCCUUCUACCAGUAGUGGUUCUGCACAUAAGAAUGAUAGUCCUGGGGAUAUCCGUAGAGCCAGGAAGAGAAAAUAUACAGUCUGCUGUUCCUAUUGUAGUGAGGAGGGCCAUUCAAAGGAAACCUGUGACAAUGAGUGCAACAAGGCCCAGGUAUUUGAGAAUCUGAUCAUCACCCUGCAGUAGCUGACACCUGAAGAGGAGGAGAGGUCAAAAGAGGUCCCUGGUGAACACAACGACCUCUUUGAGCCACAGUAAUGUGCUAGACCCAGCCCUGAGUGAACCCUUAACUGUAUUCAAAGAGUGAUGACAGGAAAAACAGGGGUGGGGUAGAGGAAGCGUCUAUAGGCAUAAAUUAAUACACAAAGUGGUUUUCUUUUGGGAAGAACAACAACAUUGAUAGGAGGGCCUAAUCUCUGUCUCUGCUCCUUCCUCCAUCUGCCUGAGGGUCUGUUCUCCAUGCGUGUGUCUAUUUCCUUGAGGACUUUAUUCUUUCUAGGAAAGGAGAAUAACUUAUUGUUAAACCUUCAAAAAAUGAAAGAAGAUACAAAAACUAAAGUACAAAUGACCUGAAACGCUUCACUCUUGUCAUUCUUUGGAUGAACAUCCUAGCGAUUUCCCUAUUCCUUUGUACCCAGAUAGAUAUACAUGUAGAUAAAACUGAUCAAUGUAAA